Solanum dulcamara is the source of this 3177-nucleotide messenger RNA. Its product is annotated as G-type lectin S-receptor-like serine/threonine-protein kinase At4g03230. Gene Ontology annotation, biological process: recognition of pollen; protein phosphorylation. The record is from RefSeq and is a predicted model, not a curated record. Lineage: Eukaryota; Viridiplantae; Streptophyta; Magnoliopsida; Solanales; Solanaceae. Bases 439 to 3006 code for a protein of 855 amino acids. The transcript has 9 exons. Gene Ontology annotation, molecular function: ATP binding; protein serine/threonine kinase activity.
GGCCGAUGAGACGGAUUUAAGCUAAAUGCACGACCGCACAUAAGUCAACAGUGUACUGUAUUGGUGAUUUUACGUCGAUGUGAUGCAAGGAGCAGGAUCGACGGAAGCAGUAAAUUAGUAGAUAAUGGGGAAACACUCGUAUCUGCUGGAGGAAAGUUCGAAAUGGGAUUCUUUUCUGAUGAUGCUGGGUUACACAAAUAUGUAGGCAUAUGGUAUUAGAAGUUAAGUCCCAGAACUGUUGUAUGGGUUGCUAAUUGGGAUAAUCCGAUUCGGGAAGAUAAUUCCGUCAUCGCCAUUGAAGAUGGUAACCUCAAAGUGUUGAAUUCAAUUAGUGGAAACAAUUAUUUCUCCACAAAAUUAUUAGAUAGUGCUUCUAACAGAACAAUAGAGUUGUUGGACUCAGGGAACUUAGUUUUAGUUGAUGAAUCAGGAGCUGAAAUGUGGCAGAGUUUUCUGAAUCCAACAGAUACAUUCCUUCCAGGUAUGAAAAUGGAUGGUACUAAUUUGAAGUUGACUGAUGGGAACUACACAUUCCAAUUAGAUCAAUCAAGCGACAAAAAAUAUGUUAUAAUUCCAAAGCAGGGUGGAGUUCGCUGGAAAGGGUCUGCGAAACCAGCUACUUCUGGAAAGUUCAGUUUCGUUGAGAUGCCAGCUUAUGUCGCCAACAUGUUGUCCAAUAAUUCAUUGGAAGCGAUAGGAAAAUUCAAUAAGUCUAGGCUCCUAAUGAACUCCUCUGGGGAAAUACAAUUCUACAGUUGGGAUAAGGAGAUCAGUGGAUGGUCUAUGAUGUGGUCAGCGCCAAAUGAUACAUGUGAUGUGUAUAAGUAUUGUGGGAAGUUUAGCAUUUGUAACAGCAAACGUGAUCCCGUAUGCAGAUGUUUGCCCGGGUUUGAGCCCGAUUCUCCAGAGACUUUAAAAGAAGGGAAAUUUUCAGGUGGUUGUUCGAGGAUGCUAGGUAGCUUUUGCAAUGAAGACAAUGUAGAAGCACUUGAUACAUUCUUGGAUCUGAGGUCAAUGAAAUUCGGGAGUCCAGACCGGAUACCCGAUAAGAUUAAUACCCGUGACGACUGCAGGACAUUUUGUCUAGGCAACUGCACGUGCCAGGCUUAUACUUUCGAAAAGUCUAGAUGCGGGAUUUGGUUCUCUAGUCUCAAGAAUCUCCGGGAGAACUACACUGGUGGCUUCAACCUCUCUGUUCGUGUCAGAAUUUCCGAUAUUGAAGCAACAAGGAGAAAUUGCAAGCCUUGUGGCACAAACCUAAUACCCUAUCCAUUAAGCAGUGAACCAUAUUGUGGUGACCCUUUGUAUUAUAGUUUCUCAUGUGAUGAUAUAGCCGGCCAGGUAAGCUUCCACACAUCGAAUGGAAACUAUGCUGUCAUUAACUUUGAUAAGAAUAACCAAACAUUUGUUAUAGAAACAGCCCAUAAAGAAUCUGUUGGUAAUUGUGAUGACAAAGGACCAGUGACAGGAAUUUCUUGGUUCAAUCAGUCAUCACCUUUUACGGUGAUAAGCUGGUGUUACAAUCCUGAAAAGAAUCUUAUUUCGGAGCCUUUAAGUCGAGGGAAAGAUUUAAUAUUGAUCAGUUGGAAACCACCAUUGGAGCCAAUUUGCAAUACUUCAAAAGAUUGCAAUGAUUGGCCAAAUUCUAGUUGCAAUAUAACAAAACAAGGAGAAAGAAGAUGUAUAUGCCAAACUGAGUACAAAUGGAAUGGCUUGAUUUUAAGUUGUUCCUUGAGCUCAGAACUUGGAACACAAGGACCAUUGAUAACGAAGCCGGCAUCCUCACGGAAUCAGAGAGCCCUUGUUAUUUCCAUCUCUGUAGUUCUUGGAGUUACAAUUUUGUGCAGCAUUAGUUAUAUAAUUUACCAGAACAAUAGAAUGGCAAGAAGUAAAGAAGCCAGAGAUAUUGUUUUGGCGAAUCCUAUGGAACACUUGUCUCGUAGAGAAAGUUUUGGUGAAGAUUUGAUCACUGCAGAUGAUAAGAAACAUAUUGACGUUCCAUUUUUCAGCUUGAAUAGCAUACUAGUAGCUACAGACAACUUCUCGAAUGCAGCUAAGCUCGGGCAAGGUGGAUUUGGACCUGUUUAUAAGGGUAAGUUUCUCGAAGGUGCAGUCUUGGCAGUGAAAAGGUUGUCAAAUCAUCCCGGACAAGGUGUUGAAGAAUUUAAAACUGAAGUAAUGUUAAUUGCCAAACUGCAGCACAGAAAUUUAGUCAGGCUUCUAGGCUAUUGUGUUGAGGGAAAUGAAAAGAUCUUACUAUAUGAAUAUAUGGCCAACAAAAGCUUGGAUACAUUUAUAUUUGAUCAUACAUUCUGCCGAUUAUUGGACUGGAGGAUUCGUUUUGAAAUUAUAUUGGGUAUCGCACGAGGACUUCUUUAUCUUCACCAAGACUCAAGGCUGAGGAUUAUUCAUAGAGAUCUUAAGACAAGCAACAUAUUGUUAGAUGAUGAAAUGAAGGCCAAAAUUUCAGAUUUUGGCUUGGCAAGAAUUAUUGAAGGCAAAAGCACAGAAGCUAAUACAACCAGAGUUGUUGGAACUUAUGGCUACAUGUCACCGGAGUAUGCCUUGGAGGGACUCUUUUCAAUCAAGUCCGAUGUAUUUGCCUUCGGAGUGGUAGUGCUUGAAAUCAUAAGUGGGAAGAGAAACAUGGAAUUUUUCGAAGAUGUAAACCUCACCGGUUAUGUAUGGAGACUGUGGAUGAAAGACAGGGCAUUAGACAUGAUGGAUCAAACAAUAGUUGAUUCGUCCGAGGACAAGGAAGUGAUAAAAUGCAUAAAUGUGGCACUUCUAUGUGUGCAAGAAGAUCCAGGUGAUCGUCCUACAAUGUUAAAUGUAGUCCUUAUGCUUGGAGGCGAAAGCAUGACUCUUCCAAGACCAAAUCAACCACAUUUUAUCUCAAGAAGAAAUGAUUUAAUUACAUCUUCUUCCUCUUCUAAGCUCUACAGCACUUUCAACAAAGAGUUGACGAUAGCUCAUGAAGAAGAAGGCCUAUACAUAGAGAUGUAAUGCACGAUGAUUAACUCAACAGUAUUUCAAAAUCAUCUAUAUCUUUCCUUUUAACUCAAUAGUAAAUUUUUCGGUUAACUAUUUUGGCGCACAGAAUAACCCAUUGUAUCUUCCCACAAGAGACAACACCUCGCUGGAAUUCAAAGUUCUAUAUAUUCAUUGACUGAUCAA